AGCGCGGCCGGGAUGGAGCGGGAGGGCGGCGGCCCGGGGCCCCCCGCGCCCCACGAGCCCAUCAGCUUCGGCAUCGACCAGAUCCUGGGCGGCCCCGAGCCCACGGGGCCGCACCGGGCGGCGACAGAGCCCGACUACGGGCUCUACGGCAGCGGCUACGGCCCCACCGGUCCGCUCGGCUCCUACAACCUCAACAUGAGCAUGAACGUGAGCGUGAACGUGACCCCCGCGCCCGCCGCGCCGCCCGCCGGAGUCAUCCGCGUCCCGGCGCACCGGCCCGCGCCCGCUCCGCCGCCCGCCGCGCCCGCCGCGCCGCCGCCGGGGCCCGCGCUGCCGGGACUCACCUUCCCGUGGAUGGAGACCACGCGCCGCAUCGCCAAGGACCGGCUCUCAGCCGCGCUGUCGCCCUUCGCGGUGACGCGGCGCAUCGGGCACCCGUACCAGAACCGCACGCCGCCCAAGCGCAAGAAGCCGCGCACGUCCUUCUCCCGGGUGCAGAUCUGCGAGCUGGAGAAGCGCUUCCACCGCCAGAAGUACCUGGCCUCGGCCGAGCGUGCCACCCUGGCCAAGGCCCUCAAGAUGACAGACGCCCAGGUCAAGACCUGGUUCCAGAACCGCCGCACCAAGUGGAGGCGUCAGACGGCGGAGGAGCGCGAGGCCGAGCGGCAGCAGGCCAACCGGCUGAUGCUGCACCUGCAGCAGGAGGCUUUCCAGAAGAGCCUGGCGCAGCCGCUGCCGCAGGACCCGCUCUGCAUGCACAACUCCUCGCUCUACGCCCUGCAGAACCUCCAGCCCUGGGCCGAGGACAACAAGGUGACGUCGGUCUCUGGGGUGGCCUCUGUGGUGUGAGGG
Haemorhous mexicanus (house finch) is the source of this 852-nucleotide messenger RNA. RefSeq names its product T cell leukemia homeobox 2 (gene TLX2). The record is from RefSeq and is a predicted model, not a curated record. Gene Ontology annotation, biological process: regulation of transcription by RNA polymerase II; animal organ development. The transcript has 3 exons. Lineage: Eukaryota; Metazoa; Chordata; Aves; Passeriformes; Fringillidae. Gene Ontology annotation, molecular function: DNA-binding transcription factor activity, RNA polymerase II-specific; RNA polymerase II cis-regulatory region sequence-specific DNA binding. Gene Ontology annotation, cellular component: nucleus. The coding region runs from base 13 to 849 and encodes 278 amino acids.